AUGAUAAAUUUCUCGCUUCUGCUGUCAGCCGUUGGCUUCAGGAUUCGUUUAGAUUGUGCUCGGUUGCUAGUCGCCCGUCGCUGGUUCUUCAGCCAGCACACUAUUGAACGAUGGGCUGGUGCCAUCUGGCCUGAGACAAGGGGCGUUCUAGCUCUCAGUCAGCCGUGGCGCAACUCAAUCAAGCCAUAA
Bipolaris victoriae FI3 is the source of this 189-nucleotide messenger RNA. RefSeq lists its product as hypothetical. The transcript has a single exon. NCBI's taxonomy places the organism in Eukaryota, Fungi, Ascomycota, Dothideomycetes, Pleosporales, Pleosporaceae. The coding region runs from base 1 to 189 and encodes 62 amino acids. The record is from RefSeq and is a predicted model, not a curated record.